Molecule: messenger RNA, 5899 nt
Organism: Thunnus maccoyii (southern bluefin tuna)
Lineage: Eukaryota; Metazoa; Chordata; Actinopteri; Scombriformes; Scombridae
Gene: tgm2l
Product: transglutaminase 2, like
Exons: 15
Coding region: 3157-5235 (692 amino acids)
Biological process (GO): peptide cross-linking
Molecular function (GO): protein-glutamine gamma-glutamyltransferase activity
Source: RefSeq, a predicted model, not a curated record
CUUUAAGUGCUUACCCAUACAGAUAUUGCACCAGUCAAAUAACAAGUACCAACACUGUCAGUUAGGACCAAAAAUUUGCGUUGCUUGGAGAAUAUUGUGUAGGGGGCGCUGUCAUGGCAAAAAAUUUUUAAAAAAACCUUUCUUCUGUUUAGUAAUCACCAUUUUGACCAAAUAAGCGCACAAGUCAAAAUAAUGAAAAUGAUAUAUUUGAUUUCUCUUAUUUGAGGAGGGACUUAAAAAGAUAAAAACAAUGACAAUCAUAUAAAGUUGUUAUACCAAAUGUGUCAAGACACAAUUGCACAUCUGCACAACCAGUGGAACAACAUUUUGGAUGUUAGAUAUUUACUUUAUUGAGCUCUGAUCUGGUCUUAACCAACACCUGAGGGGUACCUGCGUCUGCGCGACUGCUAAAUCCUGUUAGCCAGUAACCGGCUAGUCACUAAAUUUGUCUGUAUGCUGUUGACAUGUUUUGUCUGGAGGAAGGGAAUUACUAACAUUUAUACCCGUCGCUCUGAUAUAAUGACUGUUACUGUUAAAGAACUGAUAAUACCAAAAUGAAAAACCAUUGUGCAAUGCACUGGUAAGGACCUUGACCAAGGCUAGUUUAAAUACUGGUAUUUCAGAGAGAACAGGGAGGUGAAGUAAGGUCCAGUGAAUGCAGAAAUGAUGAUCAUGUGCAUAUGCCUGGGUCAUAUAAAACAAGACAUGUCUCAGUUAUUCACUGUAGUGCUGUUUUACUGUAAAAUAUAAGCAAAAACAUCUAUCUCAAGGAUUUAAAAAAUAUAACCAUUAAUGGCCAACUGAAUUACAGUCAUAGAGGAGUUUGUCACUGUAUUAAUCAUUGAACUAAUAGCUAUUUAGUCAUAAAUAGCUAAACGUUUAAUCUAGUAUUUUAUCUUGAUAUGUGGUUCAGCCUUUGAGACAUGAUGACUGCAACCAUACUUUUGGUCCUAAACAGAGACUUUGACUCUUUGACCAAAAGAUCACCUUUCUGCCUGACACAUAGAUCAUCUUCCUCUUACAGCUGUGUGUACAUGCAACAAUAUGCAAUAUCCCUUAAAAAGGUGAGUCUACAGUCAUGCUAGUUGAGAACACAGCAGCGCUUUCAGCUAAAGGCUAUCAUCUGUAUGUAUGUAACAUGUACUGUAAACCAUCUUAUUUUAGCAUUUUAGCAUGCUUACAUUUAGGUAACCCAGUAACAAAGAUUGAAGACAAACUGAAAUUUUGAAGAAAUGCUGUUUCCUAGAGGAGAAAUGAACAAUUCACCUAAGUCAUUGGGAUUCAGCAUCUGGGAAAUGUCUGUACAAACUGUAUUUCAGUCUGGACCAAAGUGGUGGACAGACAGACUGACCAUCCCUAUAGCAGCACAGCUGUAUUUUGCAGCUUCACCUGCAGCUUCAUUUUGUUAUGAGGUUGAGGGUUUCCAUAUUCAUCUCUGUGGAGACUUGUUUAGAUGCUGUAGUCGGUGCCUUGUUCAGGAUUUAGAAGUAAAUAUGUGUAUUUGUUCAGAAGUACUGUAUUUUGUAGUAACUGUAUUUUCAUGACCAUUAGCAAGUAUUUGACAAUACAUGUUUUCCCUUGUGUCUUAGGUCACACUAUAUUGCAGUUGUAAUAAGAGAUGUACAGUCUGGAAUAAAGAUAUGUUAUGUGGGGCGGAGCAGGUUAACGCAAUUGCAGACACAGAGACAAACAGGGUAGGAACAAGGUAUUUAUUUAAAAAGGUGAAUAAAAGGGAAUGCAGGCCUGGGGAAGCUUGGACUGGUAGCUGGGGACCUGGGACUAAGGCUAUUUGGGGUAAGGGGAGCAGGUCCGGAGUGGUAUUCGUAAAGGAAAAGCAGAGUAGAACAAGGGUCCAGGGCAGACGAGGCAAGCGUCAGGAGACAGAGCAGAUGGUACUGCAGGGAUGAGACAAGGGACGGGAGCCAGGAUGGAUGAAGCUGGCUUGGAAGCUUGUCGACGGGUCGACAGGAUGACUGGUCGGUAGGAAGAGAGAUGAGCAGGAAAACUGGGCAGGCAUGAAGUGAUCCUGUGGCACAAGGAGACAAGGUUAGUUCAGCGAACAAAACAACAAGAGAGGUUAAGCUUUGGAUGCACAAUUCAAAGUGACCUGAGACUUGAUCUACCACAAUGGCUGCAACAAUGAUCUGGUGAUGAGAGGAUGAAGAACAAGGGUUAAUAUACAGCUGAGUAGAUAAAUUGAUGGAUUGCAGGCGUGUAGGCUGGACAACAAUCAGGGAGCUGGGAGAGUGCCAGGGGGAGCACAGCUGUGACCGUGACAAGAUAGAAGACCUCAACUCAAAGAAAAUGGGUUUUAAUUUUGUUUUGAGUGAAGGCCCAGACAAAUGUUCAUCAGUUUCUGUUCUUCAUAUCUGACAGAGUGAAACCUUAUAGAGUAAUUCACAAGAAAUUCAUUCAGUUAGUCAGUGCCUUGUGGUCUAAUUUUGCCAAUGUAGGCUGACUACUGACUGAUGAGCCUGUAAAUCUGCAGUGCAAGUGAAAUUUGUGACUAUUUUGGUUUACAAUUAUCAGGAAGAGAUAGUGAUGCCACAAAAUGAUUCAUUUGACCUCACUACUUCCACAGAGUGAAAGUUAAGCAUCACUGAUGUAGAAUGCUACGGGAAAUUUGCUAGUUGCUUAAGUCACUCUGGUGUAAUGCCUGCAGUCCAGUGUUGCAAAUUUACUUUAGUAAGAGUCUGAUAAGAGAGGACGUGACUGGAUGUUACUCUUCUGGCUGGAGCAGUGCUUAGGUUGAACUCUAUCAUUGGGGUCAACGUGCACAUUUCCAAACAUAUACACAGACGUGCAUGCACGAGCACCGGCAACAUCCGCCCUUCAACAUAUACAGCAACAAAGACCCCAGUGUCUAAGAGAGGAUGAGAAAGAGACUAUAAACUAUCACUCACACACUGCAAACACACACACAUACACCCACAGAAGACUGCAGGUUUUUGGUAAGUGAUGUCAGAGGUCAUAAGGGAGGUGAGGUGAGUAAGUGAGUGAGUGUUUUGGGGUGAGUGUGUUCCAGAGAGGUGGGAGGGUCAGUCUUGAGCUGUAUAAAUACAAGACUGUGAUGGACACUGGGCAUGAAACGAAGAGUGCGAAGACACUUGAGGACAGUCGGAACAACAUUUUAUCAAACGAGGAAAAAGAUCUGCAAUGGCCAACGACAAGAGUUUGAUUAUUGCUGUGGAUCUGAGAAGUCAUGAAAACAACUUGGCACACCGCACUAAGGACAUCGAUCGGGAACGCUUGAUCGUCCGCAGGGGUCAACCCUUCUCCAUAACCCUGCAGUUGACUGACUCUCUGCCCCCUGAACACCACCUGGAACUGGUCCUGCACCUUGGUAAGAGAGACGAGGUUGUGAUCAAGGUUCAGAAGGAGCGUGGGACCGGAGACAAGUGGUGGUUUAACCAGCAGGGAGCACAGGAUGAAAUGCUGCUGACUCUGCACAGUCCAGCGGACGCUAUCAUCGGCCAGUACCAACUGUCUGUGUUGAUGAUGUCACCUGAUGGACGCAUUUUGGAGAAAAACGACAAAAUGAAGUUCCACCUGCUCUUUAAUCCCUGGUGCAAAGAUGAUGUGGUGUACCUCCCUGAUGAGAGUCUGCUCCAGGAGUAUGUUAUGAAUGAAAGUGGACUCAUUUUCAUGGGGUCCUGGGAUGACAUCAAAAGCAUUCCCUGGAAUUAUGGACAGUUUGAGGACCAUGUGAUGGACAUCUGUUUUGAAGUCCUGGACAACUCCAAGGAUGCCCUGAAAAACCCAGAGAUGGACAUGGAGCACAGAUUCGACCCUGUCUAUGUCACCAGGAUUAUCACUGCGAUGGUGAACGCCAACGAUGACAGGGGUGUGUUGAGCGGUCGCUGGGUGGAGCCAUACUCUGAUGGAGUUGCACCUUAUAGAUGGACUGGCAGCGUACAAAUCCUCCAAAAGUGGAGUGAAGCCGGGACCGAGGCUGUCAGAUAUGGCCAGUGCUGGGUGUUUGCUGCUGUCGCCUGUACAGUGCUGCGCUGUCUGGGAAUCCCAACACGCCUCAUCACCAACUUCAGCUCUGCCCAUGACGUUGAUGGAAACCUCACAAUUGACUUCCUGCUGGAUGAAAAACUGGAGAGGUUUAACAGCAGAGGACGCAGCGACAGUAGCUGGAACUUCCACUGUUGGGUCGAGUCCUGGUUCAGGAGAGAUGAUCUGCCUGAAGGAAAUGAUGGCUGGCAGGUUUUGGAUCCCACCCCUCAAGAGCGGAGUGAUGGUGAGUUUUGUUGUGGUCCGUGUCCAGUGAUAGCCAUCAAGGAGGGAAAUCUGGCAGUAAAGUAUGAUGCUCCGUUUGUAUUCGCUGAGGUGAACGCUGACAUCAUCUACUGGAUUGUCCAGAAAGAUGGCCAACGACAGAAGAUCAGAGUGGACCAGAAUACCGUGGGGCAGAACAUCAGCACCAAAAGUGUUUACGGUGACCACAGAGAAGAUGUCACUCUACACUACAAAUAUCCUGAAGGCUCCAAGAAAGAGAGAGAAGUGUAUGAGAAGGCGGGACGGCCAGUCACCGAGCCGUCCAAUGUGAUUGCAAAACCAGGACAACUACAGCUGACAAUCAAGCAUGCUAAGCCUGUAUUUGGGACAGACUUUGAUGUGAUUAUUGAGGUGAAAAACGACGGAGAAAAAGAUGCUCAUGCUCAGCUGACCAUGCUGGCCAUGGCUGUAACUUACAAUUCUCUCCACCGGGGGGAGUGCCAGAGACAAACAACCAGUGUCACUGUGCCAGCUCACAAAGCCCACAGGGAAGUGUUGCGUCUGCACUAUGAUGACUAUGUCAGAUGUGUCUCUGAGCACCAUCUGAUCAGGGUGAAAGCCUUCUUGGAGGCACCAGGGGAGAAUGAACCCAUCAUGACCAUGGCCAACAUCCCACUGAGCAUGCCUGAAGUACUCAUCCAGAUGACUGGGAAGGCUGUUGUAAAGGAGCAAGCGACAGCCUACAUCUCCUUCACCAACCCUCUACCAGUCCCACUGAAGGAUGGUGUGUUCACUGUGGAGGGGGCUGGCCUACUGUCUGCCACUGAGAUCCGUGUUAAUGGUGAUAUUGCUCCAGGCCAGAAGAUAUCUGUCAAGCUCUCCUUCUCACCCACGAGGACUGGAGUAAAGAAGCUCCUGGUGGACUUUGACUCUGACAGGCUGAAGGACGUGAAGGGAGUUGCCACUGUGGUUGUCCAUAAGAGACGCAGCCCAAUAAUUGCUGGAUUUUAGUGAAAGCUUUUGAGCUCACUGAAAUUGACCCAUCUUACAUUGUGAAAUAAUGUGACAUUUCUUGGAUGUGAAUGUAAAAGAAAAAAUAAGUAUCAUAAUACAUGGUAAAUGCAGAUUAACUUAUUUAAAUGAUACAUGAUGACCAUGUCCAUAUCCACAAAGAAAUACUGGACACAGUGGUAAUUUCAUUUCCUUAAAGCCACUAUGUGUCAGAUUUGAAAACUGCUGUCUUUGAUAUCACACCUGGUAAAAGAUGCCCCCUUUGGAAAUACACACAAACAAUGUGUAUUCCUCCUCAGUGGCAUCUUACUUAACUGUACUUCUUUGUCCCAUCCUGUGUCCUGGUCCAAAUCACUACUGAUUAUUAAAUGACUAUAAUGAAAACCAUCAGUCAUGAGGUGCAAGGUUAAAACUUUUUGCUAUCAGCUUUGUUAUGUGUACAUUGUUCAAAAGUAUCUUAUCACAUCAAAUCUGUUUUUGUAUGUUUUGUUACUUGAUUACCUUUUUGCACUGUCUCCACUCCCUUUUUAGUGAAUAUAUGGUUGGAACAUACAUCAUUUUAUCUAAUCAUAACAUUUAUGCAUUUGUAUGUUUAUGUAAUGUAAUGUAAUGUAUUAUUUAUGUGUGCCAAACUGUGAAAAAUAUAGAGAGUAUGCUUUCAAUA